Dermacentor silvarum is the source of this 983-nucleotide messenger RNA. RefSeq names its product ubiquitin-conjugating enzyme E2 Z. The coding region runs from base 1 to 855 and encodes 284 amino acids. Gene Ontology annotation, molecular function: cysteine-type endopeptidase inhibitor activity; ubiquitin conjugating enzyme activity. NCBI's taxonomy places the organism in Eukaryota, Metazoa, Arthropoda, Arachnida, Ixodida, Ixodidae. Gene Ontology annotation, biological process: negative regulation of apoptotic process. The record is from RefSeq and is a predicted model, not a curated record. The transcript has 2 exons. Gene Ontology annotation, cellular component: nucleus.
AUGGCGAAUUCUACCGCAAGAGGCGGUCUGGGCAAAGACGGCAGGCUUCAGAGUUCCUGGGACCCGAUGGACUUCGUGAACGAGGUCCCGACGCCUGCGUGUCUGAUGAGAGUGACGCGGGACAUAGCCGACAUCAAGGCCGACCCGCUGCCCGGCAUCCACAUCUCGCCGGAGGAGAGCGACCUCACUAGGAUCCACGCUCUCGUGGUAGGACCGGAGGGCACGCCGUACGAGGGCGGCUUCUUCCACUUCUUUCUCAAGUGUCCCCCAAACUACCCGGUUCAGCCGCCCCGAGUGCGCCUGAUGACCACGGACGCCGGUAGAGUGCGAUUCAACCCGAACCUCUACGCCAACGGCAAGGUGUGCCUCAGCAUCCUCGGCACAUUUCCCGGGCCAGUCUGGAGCCCAGCACAGGGCAUAGGCAGCGUCUUGGUCUCGAUACAAUCGCUGCUCAACGAGCAGCCUUUCUACAACGAGCCAGGUAUGGCACAACUGGGAUGGCGGGUAGAGUCCCAGCAGUACAACGACAGAGUGCAACACGACACCGUCAGGGUGGCCAUCUGCGACGCAGUGGGAGCAUCCCUUAAGAACGACCCUCCCUGCCCGCGAGACCUGGCGGAGGUCAUCCUGAAGACGUUUGCCGAGUCGUACAACAAGUACGAGCAGAAGGUUCAAUCCCUGAUCCAGAGCAACACCGGCACGUCAUGGGCUCAGUACCUGGGCUUUACAACCACGUACAAAUAUGAGCCACUGCUCAAGAGACUUCAGGAUCUCCGCAAGCUGGUGAAUGACAAGAUUGCAGCUCAAGCCGCUGCUCAAGCAGCUGCACAAGUCACAGCUCAAGCUAUUGAUUAGCUGCUGACUGUCGGGAGUUCGCGCUCUUGGGUCGCGAAUCGAAGAACUUGCAGAACGCAGAAACUAAAGAAACCGAUUAACUGUUAGAGUCAUUAAAUUGCGUAAGAGAACAUUGUGCAGAAAGCACA